Messenger RNA from Dreissena polymorpha, 894 nucleotides. RefSeq lists its product as uncharacterized. Gene Ontology annotation, molecular function: lipid carrier activity. NCBI's taxonomy places the organism in Eukaryota, Metazoa, Mollusca, Bivalvia, Myida, Dreissenidae. The record is from RefSeq and is a predicted model, not a curated record. The transcript is spliced from 7 exons. Gene Ontology annotation, biological process: lipid transport. The coding region runs from base 1 to 894 and encodes 297 amino acids.
AUGAUAACCUCCCUUGAAAGAGAUGACUUCCUGACACUUGGUCGUGAAGCGUUAACACGUACGUGUGACGUCAAUGACACGGUAUGCGUAGACGAGAGGAAUCUGUUCAUCGACCUAAUUGCACGUGAAGGCAGCGCCGAGGCCCAACUGCUGGUUCUGGAGCACGUGAUGUCACAGCCCAAUGUGACCGAGGAGGACAUGAGGAGAUGUCUCUUUCAUGCCAUCGCCCUACAGAACCCCGUGACGGAACUGGUGAGUCAGGUGGAACAAUUGUGCUUUGAAGACGACCAUGGGCUCGGUGAAACCCCUGCUUUGUCGAAGACCCGGAAGAGGGCGUGUCUGUCCUUGGGGGCCAUGGCCAAGUCCCUGCAUGACCGCAACACCACUGAGUCGGACAGGAUUGUGGAGCGGAUAGAGAACUGGCUCGACCACCACAACGAAACCAAGUCCAGCGACAUAAUCAAACCCCGCCGUCGUCGGUCCAUCGUACAGCAUGAUACGCCGGCUCUGAAGCAUAUCGAAACCAAGAUGGUUCUCCUACAAAGUCUUGGCAACGCCGGGAAACAGCGGUCAUUACGUCACAUCCUGUCGUACAUGAAGCCGAAUGUGGGCGUCACAGCGUGGCGUCGAGCGGCUAUAAACGGGCUCAGACAUUUCUCUUGCAAUAGGAGCGCGGAUGCAUUGUUAACGAGUAUUAUAUACGAUAAUGACGAGGUAGUGAGGAAAACUGCCCAUCAUGUGUUCAAAAGGCACCCAAAGGCAGACGACAGAAACUUUACUAUUGAGCACGAGACCGAAGUGAUCAGCAAGAAUUACACCUAUCCUAUCGUGAGUCGUGUCCGAAGAAGCCUACUUCAGGCGCUGGAACAAGGAAUCCAGGUGACAAUACACUAG